Molecule: messenger RNA, 2761 nt
Organism: Lagopus leucura (white-tailed ptarmigan)
Lineage: Eukaryota; Metazoa; Chordata; Aves; Galliformes; Phasianidae
Gene: CRNKL1
Product: crooked neck pre-mRNA splicing factor 1
Exons: 14
Coding region: 48-2108 (686 amino acids)
Biological process (GO): mRNA splicing, via spliceosome; spliceosomal complex assembly
Cellular component (GO): Prp19 complex; post-mRNA release spliceosomal complex; U2-type catalytic step 2 spliceosome
Molecular function (GO): protein binding
Source: RefSeq, a predicted model, not a curated record
GUGAGGUCACAGGUCGCUGGGCGGAGCCGGAGCGGAGAGACGACAAGAUGGCGUCUACGGCGGCUGGCAAGCAGCGCAUCCCCAAAGUGGCCAAGGUGAAAAACAAAGCGCCUGCAGAAGUUCAGAUCACAGCAGAGCAGCUUUUAAGAGAAGCGAAGGAGAGAGAGCUUGAGCUUCUUCCACCACCUCCUCAGCAGAAGAUCACAGAUGUUGAAGAGCUAAAUGACUAUAAGCUACGGAAAAGGAAGACUUUCGAAGAUAACAUAAGAAAAAACAGAACUGUUAUCAGCAACUGGAUAAAGUACGCGCAAUGGGAAGAAAGCUUAAAAGAAAUACAGAGGGCCCGUUCCAUUUACGAGCGUGCUUUAGAUGUAGACUACAGAAAUGUCACCCUUUGGCUGAAAUAUGCAGAAAUGGAAAUGAAGAACCGCCAGGUUAAUCAUGCCCGAAACAUUUGGGAUCGAGCUAUUACCACCCUCCCCAGGGUGAACCAAUUCUGGUAUAAGUACACUUACAUGGAAGAGAUGCUGGGGAACGUUGCUGGAUCACGUCAGGUGUUUGAACGCUGGAUGGAAUGGCAACCAGAGGAGCAAGCUUGGCAUUCCUAUAUUAACUUUGAGCUGAGAUACAAGGAGGUGGAUAGGGCACGUACCAUAUAUGAAAGAUUCGUUAUUGUCCAUCCUGAUGUGAAAAACUGGAUCAAGUAUGCCCGCUUUGAAGAGAAGCACUGUUAUUUUGCUCAUGCAAGGAAAGUAUACGAGCGGGCAGUGGAGUUCUUUGGAGAGGAGCAUAUGGAUGAGCACUUGUAUGUGGCUUUUGCCAAGUUUGAAGAGAACCAGAAAGAAUUUGAAAGAGUAAGGGUGAUCUACAAGUAUGCCUUGGAUAGAAUUCCAAAACAGGAUGCCCAGAAUCUCUUCAAAAAUUACACCAUCUUUGAGAAGAAGUUUGGAGACAGAAGGGGUAUUGAAGACAUCAUUGUCAGCAAGAGAAGAUUCCAGUAUGAAGAGGAAGUGAAGGCAAAUCCACAUAAUUAUGAUGCGUGGUUUGACUAUUUGAGGUUAGUUGAAAGUGAUGCUGAUGCAGAGACUGUCCGAGAAGUGUAUGAAAGAGCCAUUGCUAAUGUUCCCCCAAUCCAAGAGAAGAGAUACUGGAAGAGAUACAUCUAUCUUUGGAUUAACUAUGCCUUAUAUGAAGAGCUGGAGGCAAAGGAUCCAGAGCGAACCAGGCAAGUUUAUCAGGCCUGUAUUGAGCUCCUUCCACACAAGAAGUUUACAUUUGCCAAAAUAUGGCUGCUGUAUGCACAGUUUGAAAUAAGACAGAAAAAUCUUCCACUUGCUAGAAGAGCUUUGGGAACAUCCAUAGGUAAAUGUCCGAAAAACAAACUUUUCAAGGGUUAUAUUGAACUGGAGUUACAGUUGCGAGAAUUUGAUCGUUGUCGAAAGCUGUAUGAGAAAUUCCUGGAGUUUGCACCAGAAAACUGCACGUCGUGGAUUAAAUUUGCUGAACUAGAGACCAUUCUUGGUGAUAUCGAUAGAGCCCGUGCCAUUUAUGAACUGGCUAUUAGCCAACCUCGACUGGACAUGCCAGAGGUGCUUUGGAAAUCCUACAUUGACUUUGAAAUAGAGCAAGAAGAGUAUGAGAAAACAAGAAACCUUUACCGCAGGUUGCUUCAGCGCACGCAACAUGUCAAGGUAUGGAUCAGCUUUGCACAGUUUGAGCUAUCUGCAGGGAAAGAGGAGAGCUUGUCGAGGUGCCGGCAGAUUUACGAAGAGGCUAAUAAGGCAAUGAGGAACUGUGAGGAGAAAGAGGAGAGAGUCAUGCUUCUGGAAUCUUGGAAGACCUUUGAAGAGGAGUUUGGAACUGAUAGCACUAAAGAGAGGAUAGAAAAACUUAUGCCUGAAAAAAUAAAGAAGAGGAGAAAACUGCAGGCUGAAGAUGGGUCUGAUGCUGGCUGGGAGGAAUAUUAUGAUUAUAUUUUCCCAGAAGAUACUGCCAAUCAGCCUAAUCUCAAACUACUUGCUAUGGCUAAACUCUGGAAGAAACAGCAACAGGAGAGUGAAGCUGCAGAAAUGGAUCCAGACAAAGACAUUGAUGAGAGCCAGUCUUAAGGUGUUGCCUUGCCCUGCUCCUUUUCUUGGGUGUUGUAUGCUAUUUUCAAUGGUGAGGAGUAAACAUUCUUGAAGGGCUAUUUUUGACUUAAGGCACCUUUUGGUUUGAGAAACAGCACCAUGUUGGAGGUGAUUCUUUUUAAUAGACUCUUGAUUGCCAUCAACUGAAAGGAAAUGUCACACAGCCUGGAAUCCAUACCAGUGGUCUGAGAACUGUGAGAAGUGGAUGGCAGCUCUUGUUUUUAGGGCAAGACCAUCUGUUGUAAGGCUUCUGGAAAGCUUCGCAGUAGUACUUAGGGAUGUUAAUAUGUCAACACAACAGGUCUACUUUCUUCAAUGAGAAAGAUGUCCUCAACCAUUCCUGAUUGAUAUUUUUCCAGUAAUCCUGUAAGAUAUGUGUUGUUCAUGAGGACAGUUGAACAAGUUGCAGUCAACUGGUUUUUGUUUCCAACUUCCAACCAAAGUAACAAACCUCAGAAAUCUGGUCAGGAUGGACAAGAAUAGAAGCUGAAUACACUGAAACUAACCCACGAAAGACAGAUGUGCAGAGAUUGGUACCACACAGUUUGUCUAUAUUUUACUAUUUGAAUAUAUUGGCACCAUAUUUUAUAGCAAACAAUCUAUUGGGGAAUAAAGCAGAAGUGUAAACAGGC